AUGGGAGGAUGGGAGAACAAUGGGAGGAUGGGAGGACAAGAGGAGGACAAGAGGACACAAUGGGAGGAUGAGAGGACAAGAGGAUGGGAGGACAAUGGGAGGACAAUGGGAGGAUGGAAGACAGGAGGACAGACAAUGGGACAUGGGACAUGGGACAUGGGACACGGGACAUGGGACACGGGACAUGGGACACGGGACAUGGGACAAUGGGACACAGGACAACAGGACACGGGACACGGGACACGGGACACGGGACACGGGACACGGGACACAGGACACGGGACAUGGGACAAUAGGACAUGGGACAAUGGGACAACAGGACAACGGGACAACGGGAAAAUGGGACAACGGGACACGGGACAACAGGACAAACAACAGGACAACAGGACAAUAGGACAGUGGGACAGUGGGACACAGAACCAUGGGACAUGGGACACAGGACACGGGACACAGGACAUGGGAGAUAGGAAAUCAAAUAAUUGGGAGGAAGUGUAUGAGUCAAUAGCAUGA
This is a messenger RNA of Suillus paluster, 510 nucleotides long. RefSeq lists its product as uncharacterized. Lineage: Eukaryota; Fungi; Basidiomycota; Agaricomycetes; Boletales; Suillaceae. The record is from RefSeq and is a predicted model, not a curated record. The transcript has a single exon. The coding region runs from base 1 to 510 and encodes 169 amino acids.